AUGAUUCCAUUAGAUGCAACUCGUCAAUCUUAUCAAAAGUUUGUACUUGAUAAAAUAUUUAAAAAAAUUGCACAAAGAUUCUAUGAACCACAAAUAGUACAUGGAAUUUUUGUUACAAUUCUAGCUUCAAAGUUUGAAAAACUGAUUGUUUUACCAAUAACUGUUUCUCAAUCAUGUACAUUAUAUUGUCUUGAUAAAGCUCAAACAUCAAAUAAUGUUGAAUUGACUUAUAUUUAUUAG
This is a messenger RNA of Rotaria sp. Silwood2, 240 nucleotides long. Lineage: Eukaryota; Metazoa; Rotifera; Eurotatoria; Philodinida; Philodinidae. The record is from the annotation of a GenBank genome assembly.